Molecule: messenger RNA, 403 nt
Organism: Eruca vesicaria subsp. sativa (arugula)
Lineage: Eukaryota; Viridiplantae; Streptophyta; Magnoliopsida; Brassicales; Brassicaceae
Source: the annotation of a GenBank genome assembly
AUGGCCAAAGGCGUGAGAGGCUGUAAAUUAUACCACCAAACCAAGAGGAAGUCGGACGUGGACCAUCACCGUUCGUUGUCUCUACCUACACCUCCAGCUCCGGGUCUAGAUGGUCUUUGCGGAGCUGCUGAAAUUUCGCUAAGGAAAGUGGUACCAACAAUGAGGAAAGUGGCCGUGUUAUGCGAUCUGGAGUAUAGGCAUAUUUGGAAUAGUGACGUGGUAGACAUUGUUGGAGAAGACAAUCGGUUCAUGAAGAAAAUACCCGUAGGAAAAUCUAGAUUGCGAUCAUUGAGACCACUUAUCUACAAUUAUGUUCCAAGCUUGGUUCGAAUCCAACAGAGUGGAGUAAUGACACGUGGAAGCAAAAGAAAAAGCUGGCAUUUUAGUGGUUAUAAACAACCAC